Nelumbo nucifera (sacred lotus) is the source of this 1091-nucleotide messenger RNA. RefSeq names its product classical AGP protein. Lineage: Eukaryota; Viridiplantae; Streptophyta; Magnoliopsida; Proteales; Nelumbonaceae. The record is from RefSeq and is a predicted model, not a curated record. Gene Ontology annotation, biological process: positive regulation of DNA-templated transcription. Gene Ontology annotation, molecular function: transcription coactivator activity; chromatin DNA binding. Gene Ontology annotation, cellular component: nucleus.
CUAUUGUAAAUCAACAGCGAACUGCACACAUAGAUAUUCCCGAUGUGCAGUUGGAUGCUUUGUUUUCAGAGCGUAGGAUUUUUGCUAUCUUUGGUUUCUUCUUCAUUCCAGAGGGGUGUGGAUAUACACGUGGCUAUACCAACUACGACUGAAUGUCAUAGGUUGCGUACGAGGCGCAACUCUGUUGCCUAUAUGUACGAAGAAUUGAGGCAAAUCCCUAGCUGAGAAAGGGAGCCGGGAAAACUAAUUUCAUCUAUCAAUCGGCGUUGAUGGCGCUUAAUCCACAGCUGUUUCCUAACGGCAUGCCCGUUCCAUUUGAGAACGAGAUGUUCGUCUUGUCCAGGGAUGGAGUUGAAUUUGAGAUCGAUAAGAUCUCAGGAUCUAAUGGAGGUAAUGUUAAAGCAAAGGGGACAAUCUACUUGUCGAACAUACGGAUGGUGUUUGUUGCUAGUAAACCAGUUGGCAGUUUUGCUGCUUUUGAUAUGCCUCUGCUUUAUGUUCAUGGUGAAAAAUUCAAUCAGCCAAUAUUCUUUUGCAACAACAUCUCAGGUCUUCUUGAACCUGUUGUGCCAGACGAUCAGCACAGGGCUCUUUACUCGACUCACUCAUUCAAGAUCGUGUUCAAGGAGGGGGGUUGCGGAACUUUUGUCCCUCUAUUUUUAAAUCUGAUUGCUUCAGUGAAACAAUACAGUCAAUACUUUGCUCAUUCUGUAUCUGAGACAGCACCUCGUUUGGAUCCUUUACAAGCAGCUCAAACGCCAGUUGAGGAAAUGAUGAGACACGCGUAUGUUGAUCCAAAUGAUCCUACAAGAAUAUUUUUGCAACAACCCACAACAGAGUCUCAAUUGAGGCGGCGCACAUAUCAAUCCCAGCCGGUGGAUCAUUUCUAAUGAUUUGCUUUGUAGAAAAAUGUUUUUUUGUCAACAAGUUAAUUGACUAUUCUCUUUACUUUGCGUUUGGUGUUGUAAAAAAAAUCCUUAUAGCAAUUAAGAACUUUAUAGAAACUGACAAUACAAUAUACAUGUUCAAAAGCUUGUGCCUUCAAAUGUUGUCUUGAAAUAGCCAAGUUUCAAAUUAUUGGGCGUUAUGUA